Messenger RNA from Cynoglossus semilaevis (tongue sole), 2434 nucleotides. RefSeq names its product RNA-binding protein 39-like. The record is from RefSeq and is a predicted model, not a curated record. The transcript has 15 exons. NCBI's taxonomy places the organism in Eukaryota, Metazoa, Chordata, Actinopteri, Pleuronectiformes, Cynoglossidae. Gene Ontology annotation, molecular function: RNA binding. The coding region runs from base 671 to 2179 and encodes 502 amino acids. Gene Ontology annotation, biological process: mRNA processing. Gene Ontology annotation, cellular component: nucleus.
UGUGCGCCAUUAUUACUGCUGUGAGACGACGUGCGGUCAACAAUAUUAAAAAGAGCUUUAACCGGGACUGGUGCUGACUCAGUGCGUCAUUGUUUUAGUGCCAGGAAUUCUGAAGGAAGUCUUCUGCAGAGCACCUGCGGCGGACGCAGCACCAGAUAUCCAAAGAUGACAGACGACUUGGACAUUGAAGCGAUGUUGGAGGCUCCGUACAGGAAGACUUGCCUAACGAUUUCUCACCUCUACUCCCCUGAAUCCAGUGUGAUCUGUCACAAACAUGAAGGUAGUAAAAAAAAAGCCCCCAUCAUGCAUUGCUGUACUGUGGUUUUCCCAUGGUAACAUGACUGUGGCCCCCACAAUCCCCUUUUUGAGUCAUCACAGGAGGAUCAUGGGCAAGAAAACCUUCACACUGGAGAGUUAGCCAUUAGCUUAGCAUGAGCCGGGAAGCAGACACAGUUCAACAAGAGACAAUAAGACACACGUCCCUGGUCCCCUUUACAGCCUGGGACUGACUUCUGACCUCACUCUCUCACCCACACAGACACAGUGACCUUGAGACCUACUGACUCAGACUGACCUCUUGAUCCAAGUCCCUCACAGAAGUUAUUUUAAGUGUAAUUCAUAAAAAUGUUUGUACUCUCUUUUUCUGCCUCCCCCUCCUCCCACCCCUGACAUGUUGCAUCUUCGUCCUCAUGCUGUUCUCUGUCGACUCCGACAGGACGACGACAAGAGCCCAAGUCCCAACAUGGCAGAGGAUCAUUUCAAGAGAAAGAAGCGCAGCAGGAGUCGAGACAGGAAGAAGAGCCGUAGCCGAGAGCGCAAACGUAGCCGCAGCAGAGAGCGCAAACGCAGCCGUGACAAGAGAAAGAGCCGGAGUCGCAGCCGUGAUAGAAGGAGGAGUCGCAGCCGAGAACGCCGCCGCAGUCACAGUCGUGAGAGAGGAGGGCGCUACAGAGACCAGCACAAGCAUCGUCGCAGGUCCAGGAGUAAAAGUCCAAUCAGAAAGGAGAAGAGUCCAGUCAGACUGCAGCCUGCAGAUAACCUGACUCCAGAAGAGCGAGACGCUCGCACAGUCUUCUGUAUGCAGCUGGCUGCCAGGAUACGACCCCGAGACCUGGAAGACUUCUUCUCUGCUGUCGGCAAGGUGCGGGAUGUCAGAAUGAUCUCUGACAGGAACUCUCGUAGGUCGAAGGGCAUUGCUUACAUUGAGUUUGUUGAGGCCACAUCUGUUCCUCUGGCCAUUGGACUGACAGGGCAAAGGCUGCUGGGAGUUCCUAUCAUUGUUCAGGCCUCCCAGGCUGAAAAAAACAGGGCUGCAGCUGCAGCUAACAACCUGCAGAGGGGGUUGACGGGUCCAAUGAGGUUGUAUGUGGGCUCACUGCACUUCAACAUCACAGAGGAGAUGUUGAGGGGGAUCUUUGAACCAUUUGGACGGAUUGAAAGCAUCCAGCUGAUGAUGGACAGUGAGACCGGACGAUCUAAAGGCUACGGGUUCAUCACAUUUGCAGAUGCAGAGUGCGCCAAAAAAGCUCUGGAGCAGUUGAAUGGUUUCGAGCUGGCGGGUCGACCAAUGAAGGUGGGUCAUGUUACAGAGCGAACCGACGCUUCUUCUGCUUCGUCUUUCCUUGACAACGAUGAGCUGGAACGCACCGGCAUCGACCUGGGAACCACAGGGAGACUGCAGCUGAUGGCCCGCCUCGCUGAGGGUACAGGUCUUCAGAUUCCUCCUGCUGCUCAACAGGCUCUGCAGAUGAGCGGAGCUAUCGCUAUAGGAGCAAUGGCUGCAGUGUCAGCUGCCAUGAAUCCAGCUCUGAACAUGAACACAGCCAUGAACCUUCCAUCUCAGCCACUGGCGACUCACUGUUUUCAACUGAGCAACAUGUUCAGCCCCAACAGUGACCUCCCCCCCGGUUGGGAAGUGGACAUUCAACAUGAUGUCAUCGAGGAGUGCAACAAACAUGGAGGAGUCGUCCACAUCUACGUGGACAAGAACUCCGAGGGAAACGUCUAUGUUAAGUGUCCUUCCAUCCCUGUCGCCAUGGCUGCCGUCAACACCCUCCACGGACGUUACUUUGCGGGGAAAAUGAUCACAGCAGCAUUCGUUCCUCUGCCAACCUACCACAACCUUUUCCCAGAGUCGGUUACUGCCACUCAACUGCUUGCCCCGCCCCCUCGUCGGUGAACCACCACCACCUUCCUGCCUUCCAUUGGACACUGGACAAUAGAGAUCACCCUUCUCUUCUUAAGUUUCCUGUUGCAGACAUUUUUUGUUCUUGUAAAGUUUUUUUUUUUUCUGCUCCUCCCUGUUGAGGCGACCAAUGAUUGAACUCCAUGAGCUGAGGGGAGGUGGGCUGAUCAAGCUGAUAUUUAAGUCUUUCUAAUGCAAAUAAGUUGUUUUUUGUAAAAAAAAAAAAACCUUGAAUAAAUUUUAUUUUGA